Lodderomyces parapsilosis is the source of this 1227-nucleotide messenger RNA. RefSeq lists its product as uncharacterized. The record is from RefSeq and is a predicted model, not a curated record. The transcript has a single exon. Lineage: Eukaryota; Fungi; Ascomycota; Pichiomycetes; Serinales; Debaryomycetaceae. The coding region runs from base 1 to 1227 and encodes 408 amino acids.
AUGAAUGCAUUGAAAGAAACAUUACUUCGACUAACAAAGUCAGUACCUGAACGUAUCCUACGACCGAGCAAUAUAGUAGUACCACCACCACAACCACAACUACAACCACAACUACAACCACAACUACAACCACAACCACAACCACAACCACCUACUACAAAUACAAAUGCAAACAAAUGCACAGCAAAUUCAUCAAGUUCUUCAAAUUCAUCAAAUACAAUCAUCACCUUCACUAAUGAUCCACCCUCGAUUCCAUACCCCAUCACGUAUCGACAUAUACCGUAUCAACAAUUAUUUCGAGAAUUCUUGGAACCGUUAGAUAUGCCCAAUUUGAAAACAUUCACCACCACAACUCAACAAAACAAAAACGAUACCACCACCACCAUCGGCAACUUGCAGCUGCUUUCAGACAGUACAGCCACCAAAAACAAAUACAAUGAAGAAGAAGCGAGGCGAAAUUGGUCUAAACGCAAAUCAACUAAAGUACAAGAUCAAUUACACGUGUAUUUCGAAAACCGACAAAUAUUCCACAAGAUGCUUCGAUAUCUAGUUGAAAUCACUCCACCACAUUUGAAAAACAUCCAUAGUGAAACAUAUAAACAUCACAUAUUGGCACAAGAGUCUCUAGCUCAGCAUCAAUUGUAUUUACCAUCAACUAGAUUCUGCAACAAUUAUGGUUCCUUACCCAAUCUACCGCAACCGUUAACCCAAGAGCAAUUCACCAACUACAUUCAUGAUUUAGUACACAUUCGUCAUCACUGGCAAAACGCAUCAAAAUUAUCCGGCAUAAUCCCGCAAAUUCUUCUUGACUCACAUAAAUUAACUAAUUACGAAUUAGCACCGUACCGAUCAACAAUGUCAUACAAUCACCUAAUGCAUUACUUUGGCAUCAUCAAGAACCAAUCGUUUCUUGCGCGUGCACUCAUUGUAUCGAUGAAUCGCGAUGGUCAUGGUAUAGAUACAUUAACCAUCAAUACUAUGCUCAGUAUAGUUCGCCAACAAUCACGAAUACGAUCAAAAGCUAAUUCGUUGCAAUUGGUGUUGAAGUAUUUGCAUUUGGCUAAUGAUGCUGGAGUGGAGGUGAAUUUAACUACAUGGUCACGUAUUUAUGAUAUUGUGGCUUCACCAUAUUUGAAACAACAGUUUCUUGAUGAAAUGGAUCAUCAAAAGAUUCCUAUUUGUGAUGCAUUAUAUAGAAAAAUGAUUCGGGAUUUGAAAAAAUUGUAA